AUGCAAUCUAGCAAGUGGCCAGCGGAACCUAGCUUGCCGUCAAUACAAUCAAGGCAACCACAAGGACAUCUUAUAUCAUUUAUUAUAACUGAUGGAUGGGGCAAUAAUCAAGUUGAAAUUCGCAAUGCAAUGAUUCAAAAUGCCGAUGGCUCGAUCUCAGAAGUUCUUCUCACUGACAAAUGGUUCUUUAAUGCUGAAUCAUUUCCGGAUACUAUUAGUUUUGCCUUAAAAAGCACUGAACGUCCAGGAUUUAUUUUAUUUGGAAACGGAUAUGGCAAAUCAGGAGUUCGAUCAUUAACAGUUCUUUAUGACAAUGAGCAAAUCUGGAAAGGUGAUCUACCAAUGACAAACCCAAAUUCAGAAAAUUUCCCAAUUGCUGUUCCAAUUAAGUACAACGAAUUUCAAAAGCCAGAUAUUAAGUCAUUGCGUAGUGCUUCGCUGAAUUUCCAUCUUGAUUUAGAAACUUAA
Molecule: messenger RNA, 468 nt
Organism: Trichomonas vaginalis G3
Lineage: Eukaryota; Parabasalia; Trichomonadida; Trichomonadidae
Exons: 1
Coding region: 1-468 (155 amino acids)
Source: RefSeq, a predicted model, not a curated record